This is a messenger RNA of Helianthus annuus (common sunflower), 2869 nucleotides long. RefSeq names its product protein CHLOROPLAST IMPORT APPARATUS 2. The transcript is spliced from 3 exons. Lineage: Eukaryota; Viridiplantae; Streptophyta; Magnoliopsida; Asterales; Asteraceae. The record is from RefSeq and is a predicted model, not a curated record. Gene Ontology annotation, biological process: regulation of DNA-templated transcription. Gene Ontology annotation, molecular function: protein binding. Gene Ontology annotation, cellular component: nucleus. Bases 1134 to 2594 code for a protein of 486 amino acids.
AAGAUUAAUAUAUAACUAGCAAGUGACAACCCGAAUUGGAAUCGAAUUUUGUACUUUUUAAAAUUUUUCGAACUAUGAAGGAAUGAUUUAAAAGCAAGCAGAGGGGAGAGAAGAUUUUUAUUCAAGUUACAAAGAGGAAAAGAGAGUUGGGUCUUCUGCCAUUUUGCCAGAACUAAACAACAGAUCUCUUCAACCCUUUUUAUCUCUUCUCCAUCUCCCCGUGACUCUAUAAUCUCUCUCUCUCUCUCUUCUCUGUCUGUUUGUUUGUAUGUGCAAAUUUUGGUCUUUUUUUUUCCAUUUAAGUUGGAUAUUUUCUUGUAAACACAACUCAAGAUAAGUUGAAAUCUUGGGAUUUGAGCAUUCAGUAUUUUCAAAAACAACCAUACAACACAUACUAUAUAUAUACCUCUCUAUUUGUGUUCUACACUUCCACUUUCUCAAUUGGGCAAACUCUCUAUUAAAUCUUCUAUUAGUUCAACUUCUUUUUUGGUGAAUUUUGUUGGUCCUAAAAAACUGUUUCUGGGAUUUCUUUACUUUUCUUUUCUUAUUCUAUUCCAUUUCUUAUUUUAUAAAGAAUCCAACUUUUGUUCAUACAAAAGUAGACACCUUUAGGGGUUUAAGGGUUUUUUUUUCCAUCUAAUUCAACUCAUUUCCCACUCAUUUCAACAGUUUCUUUGAUUUGUGGAGUUGGGUUUUCAUAAUUCUUUAAGAUGAAUUAAAAAAACUCAAUCUUGAACCAUAAAGUCACAACCUUUUUGUCAAUCUUGGGGUGAAUUGAGUUUUUCUUGUUCCAUCCAAUUCUACUCAUUUUCAUCAUUUCUUUGAUUUAUGGAGUUGGGUUUUGCAUAUUUCUUUGAAAUGAAUUGAAAAGACAUAAUCUUGUACCAUAAAGCUCCAACUUUUUUUUUUUUUUGUCAAAUUUCAAGAAUUUGGCCAUUUAGGGGUGACUUGAGUCUUUCUUUUUUCAUCCAAUUCUACUCAUUUCCAAUCAAUUUCUUUGAUUUUUGUAGUUGGGCUUUCCAUAUGUCUUUCAGAUGAAUUAAAAAGAUUCAAUCUUGAACCAUAAAGUUCCAACCUUUUUUUAUUAAAUUUCAUGAAUUUGGUGGUGAAUUGAGUUUCUUGAACUCUCAAAAAUGUCAUCAACUAUCUUAACUGGUGGUACAGGAAGAGCUUAUGGAUUUGACAUUGAAAAUGUUGUCAAAUCCCCAUCAAUGACAUCUAGUAGAAACUCCCAUUCAUCUUCUCCAUCUUCAACCCUCUCUGAAUCAAGCAAUUCCCCUAUAGCAAUAUCGAAUCGAAAACCUCGAACUCCCCGAAAAAGACCCAAUCAAACUUACAAUGAAGCAGCUGUUCUUCUCUCCAUAGCUUGUCCCAAAGUCUUCUCAAACAAAAACCUCACAAACAAGACCAACAAUCUCUCCAAAUUCACCACACAAAAUGGUAUACAAAAUGGUAACUCGGUUUACGACCCGACGGAGUUGCUUUUACCCUUUCCGGUGAUCGAAAACUCCGGAUUCCUUCUCCGGAAUCCGAUUCCGAAGAAACCCAAUUCAGUUUUCGAGUCAAAGGUGGCGGGUUCUUGCCAGAGUCCCGAGGAAUUCGAGUACCAGAAUUGUAACUCCGGUUCGAAUUCCAUGGAAAUGUGUGACGGGUUUGAAGGGGUAGACCUUGGAGCAACGGUAAGGUUGUUGCCAUGUGACCUGGAGGUCACAGGUUCAAGUCUUAAAAACAACCUUUUUCAUAAAAAUAGGGUACUAAGUACAUCAGGCCCAAGUUGGCCCAACACCACCCUGGACCCCACACAUGCUGAAGUCUCAUGCACUGACCUUCUAAACAACAAAUUUGAAGAUGAUUUCGAUACGGAAUCGAUGCUCGAUGAGGAAAUUGAAGAGGGGAUUGAUAGUAUCAUGGGGAGCUCGAAUUCGACCAUCGAAACCCGCGAAUUAAACAAUGAUUCUUGUUUGAAUUUCAAGCCCAACACUUGUUAUGGGUAUCCAUUGGGAUUGGGAUUUGGUGGAAAUUUGGAGUUUAACUUUGGAAUGGGAAUGGGAAUGAGGAAUGGAAUAAGGGCAUUGAAGAAUGGUGAUGAUGGGAAUUGGUGGAAUUUUCCAACGGUGAAUGUGGCGGAUGUGUCGCCGCGGGUGGCGGUGGUGGCGCCAGUGAAGGUGAAAAAAAGUCCUAUGGAAAAAAAGAAGAAGAGAGUGGAGGAAUUGAUGAAGAGGUCGGAAUCAGAAUUGGAAUUGGAAUUGGAACAGGGGAAUAAGAAUAAUGGAGACGGCAAUGGGUGCAAAUUGUUGUUGAAAUUGAAUUACGACGACGUUUUGAAUGCUUGGUCGGAUAAAGGGUCGCCAUUGCCGGAGGAAAUCUCUGGGUCGGAGUCUGCGGAUGGUGAUAUUCAUACUAGAUUAGCUCAAAUAGACUUAUUCUCGGAAAGCGGUGGGCUAAGAGAAGCUAGUGUAAUGCGUUACAAGGAGAAAAAACGCACACGUCUAUUCUCUAAAAAGAUUAGAUACCAAGUGAGAAAGGUUAAUGCUGAUAGACGGCCCAGAUCCAAGGGGCGAUUUGUUAGAAGGUCAAACUCUGAGGACACAUAAGUUAAUACUUUUUUGCUCUCAGCCCCCUCAUUUUUUGAAGAUAGCUUAUUGUGUCCUUUAUCUUUUUCAUUUUUACAUUUCUAGACUUAUAGUUCUUUCUUUUGUGUACAACAAUAAUUAUGUAGUGUUGUUGAAAAGAGGCGAGGCUAGUUAAGAUGAGAAAUGGAUAGGAAGGAGAGGAGAGGAGAGGAGAGGGAAUUUAUAUUUAUUUUUUUCUGUAAUCAUAACUUUUUUUCCUUUCACAACUACUAUAGUUUACACCAUUUAAUCAUAAA